AUGAAUGUGGAAACAUAUAAAUAUCAAGAAGCCAUGCAAGGAGAAAAUUUGCGUAAGGGGACUUGGCUUCAAGAAGAAGAUGAACAAUUGACUAGCUUUGUGACCCGUCUUGGGGAACGAAGGUGGGAUUCCCUUGCGAAAGUAGCCGGCCUUAGGAGAAGUGGUAAAAGUUGUAGGUUAAGGUGGUUGAACUAUCUUCGUCCAAAUCUCAAGCAUGGCCCUUAUAGUGUCGAAGAAGAGAGGCUUAUUAUUCAACUUCAGCAGCAAUGGGGAAACAAGUGGUCCAAGAUUGCUCGUAGGCUUCCCGGAAGAACCGACAAUGAAAUAAAAAACUAUUGGAGAACACAUUUACAAAAGAGAGUACAAGUUCAACAAGAAGGUGAAAUAUUUUUUGUGCUAUUAUAUACAUAA
Messenger RNA from Trifolium pratense (red clover), 411 nucleotides. Its product is annotated as transcription factor MYB27-like. The transcript is spliced from 3 exons. Gene Ontology annotation, biological process: regulation of DNA-templated transcription. The record is from RefSeq and is a predicted model, not a curated record. Bases 1 to 411 code for a protein of 136 amino acids. NCBI's taxonomy places the organism in Eukaryota, Viridiplantae, Streptophyta, Magnoliopsida, Fabales, Fabaceae. Gene Ontology annotation, cellular component: nucleus. Gene Ontology annotation, molecular function: sequence-specific DNA binding; DNA-binding transcription factor activity.